UGGCCAGCUAAGGCAGCUUCUUCCAGCCAGGCAGAGCGGUGGAUACUGUCGUUGAAGGACCCUGGCUGCGGAAUUUGUGGCUUUAGCAGAUUGAGAUCAUGGCAGGUCCAGAAGCUGAUGAACAAUUUCAGUUCACUGGUAUUAAAAAAUAUUUCAACUCUUAUACUCUCAGAGGUAGAAGGAAUUGUGUAUUGGCCACAUAUGGAGGCAUUGCUUGGAUUAUCUUAUAUUUCAAGUUAAGGUCCAAAAAAACUCCAGCUGUGAAAGCAACAUAAAUGGAUUUUAAACCAUCUCCGGUUCUUAACCUCAUCUGUUAAGUUCCAUGCCUGGAGAAGCUAAUCCCAACUCAUCAUGUGAUAAUACAAUUUGUACAAUACAUUAUGAACCUGGAAAAAAAAAA
This is a messenger RNA of Cebus imitator (Panamanian white-faced capuchin), 400 nucleotides long. RefSeq names its product ATP synthase membrane subunit DAPIT, mitochondrial-like. The record is from RefSeq and is a predicted model, not a curated record. NCBI's taxonomy places the organism in Eukaryota, Metazoa, Chordata, Mammalia, Primates, Cebidae. Bases 99 to 275 code for a protein of 58 amino acids. The transcript has a single exon.